GAGAGAAAGAGAAUUCAGAAUGGAAAGACUCACUGUUAUGACCUCUUAGCCAUCUGACGUAUCUUCCACAGCUGGUAUAUAUGAAUUGGAUUUGUCACCAGUCGUCAAUGAUUCAUACAACUAGUAAGAUGAAGCGUCUUGUUGCCGUGUCUACAGAUCAUCAUGAUUCUUUUAUAUAAUGGACUGGUCAUGGAGACAAUCGCUACCAUAAAGGACUGAGUUUCCUAAGUCUGCCGAAAGCUGAUGUUUUGCUAGAAAUGGAAAAUACCAACAACACUACGUAUUUAGACAGCUCUUACCAGAAGGAAAAUAAAACAGCAUUUCAAGACGUAGCACUAAGUUACCAGAUCAUAACUUCUCUGUUCCUGGGAGCCCUUAUUCUCUUUGCCAUAUUUGGGAAUGCAUGUGUGGUCGCAGCUAUAGCUUUAGAAAGAUCUCUUCAAAAUGUAGCAAACUAUUUAAUAGGAUCGCUGGCUGUAACGGACCUGAUGGUGUCGGUGCUGGUGCUCCCCAUGGCAGCUCUCUACCAAGUCUUGAACAAGUGGACUCUUGGACAGGUAACUUGUGACAUUUUUAUUGCUUUAGAUGUGUUAUGCUGUACAUCGUCUAUCCUUCACUUGUGCGCAAUUGCUUUGGAUAGGUACUGGGCUAUCACAGAUGCUAUAGAUUAUGUAAACAAAAGGACUCCGAGGCGAGCAGCUAUUUUAAUUAGCCUAACCUGGCUGAUAGGUUUUUUAAUAUCUAUCCCACCAAUGUUAGGCUGGAGAACUCCUGAAGACAGGGCAGAUCCGGAUGCCUGCACAAUAAGUCAAGAUCAUGGUUAUACCAUUUAUUCCACCUUCGGAGCUUUUUACAUCCCUUUGAUUCUAAUGUUGGUUCUUUAUGGGAGAAUAUUUAAAGCAGCCAGGUUCCGAAUUCGUAAAACCGUCAAAAAAACCGAAAAGAAGAAAGUAGCAGAAAGAUGCCUAACGGUCUCACCGGCUAUCUUACCCAAGAAAAGCAAUGGUGAGACCAGCAAAAACUGGAAGCGAAGUGUGGAGCCAAAACCCAAUUAUUGCGUUAAUGGAGCGGUGAGGCAUGGGGAGGAAGGCGCAGCACUGGAGAUCAUCGAAGUUCACCACAGCAACUCAAAAAACCAUCUGCCUCUUCCAAAUACCUCGACUGUAGCCUGCUUCGAGAACAGAAACGAAAAGAACACAGAAGCCAAAAGAAAGGUGGCUUUAGCCAGAGAGCGCAAAACCGUCAAGACCCUGGGCAUUAUUAUGGGAACCUUUAUUCUCUGUUGGCUGCCAUUCUUCAUUGUGGCCCUGGUGUUACCGUUUUGCGGUGAAAGUUGCUACAUGCCAGACUGGCUUGCCGCACUGAUUAACUGGCUUGGUUACUCAAAUUCACUUUUAAACCCCAUCAUCUACGCCUAUUUCAACAAAGAUUUCCAAAGCGCUUUCAAGAAAAUUAUUAAGUGCAAGUUUUGCAGACAGUGAAACAUCUGUGUCAUAGUUGCUUUCAGACAAGGAAUGGAAAACGCUUUGCCUUCAGACUAAAUAAAGUGACACUACUCUCUCGGUAGUUUCAUUUUCAUAUGUGGUUAAUUGUUUUUAAAUGAUACCAAUAUCUACCACGAAUAGACGAUAAUGAACGUGUCACAGUGCUAUGAGUGUAUAACAUGCAUACUACAAAACAAUGGGUUGGACCAGUUGCUUUAGAAACCCAAAGCAUGGACAUCCACAUAGAAAACUGCUUCUGUGUACUUUGUCCACGGCAUCUACAUUAUUUUAUCUCCAUGCAGGGUGUAUCAUUUUGUGUGCUGAAUUCUAAAAUGUAAUAACAUUGGUGGGUCUGGGAGUUUGCCAAAUUUACGCUGUUUUCUCAAUUACCCACUUCGAGUCAUAAUUAGUAUUGACGAAAUAAACCAUCUAAUGACUAAAUCCCUGUUUCUGUCUAAUUUUUUGGGAAAUAAUGGU
Molecule: messenger RNA, 1961 nt
Organism: Acipenser ruthenus (sterlet)
Lineage: Eukaryota; Metazoa; Chordata; Actinopteri; Acipenseriformes; Acipenseridae
Product: 5-hydroxytryptamine receptor 1A-alpha-like
Exons: 1
Coding region: 258-1481 (407 amino acids)
Biological process (GO): adenylate cyclase-activating adrenergic receptor signaling pathway; regulation of hormone secretion; regulation of vasoconstriction
Cellular component (GO): plasma membrane
Molecular function (GO): G protein-coupled serotonin receptor activity
Source: RefSeq, a predicted model, not a curated record